Molecule: messenger RNA, 1108 nt
Organism: Marchantia polymorpha subsp. ruderalis
Lineage: Eukaryota; Viridiplantae; Streptophyta; Marchantiopsida; Marchantiales; Marchantiaceae
Source: the annotation of a GenBank genome assembly
GGAUUAUUGAAACACAUUAGAUCUCAUUAAAAAUUCAGUGUUUGGUUACCGGACGCAUUUACAGUGAGAAAGAAUCCGGCGGUCUGGUAGACUCCGUCUGACCGAGGCUGACAUGAGCCCAUGCACUUGCCAGAUCGGUGUGGGAUCGAUGGGUUUCGGUCGGGCUGUGCAUGGAAGGACAUGGAUGGAUGGAUUGAAGACCUAAACCUUUGGAUCAUUAGAUCCGUGGCGCUGAUCCACGGCUUGAUAUUGUUAGGGUUUGAGACAGGGCUCUCUCGCAGAGGGUUAUUGCAGGUCCGUCGUUCGUGUCACUCCUUUCUCCUCCCACACUCUCAAGCACGACCAAGUUUUUCGACUUACCUCCUGAAAGACGCCAAUUAGACACAGUUGAUUGUCGAGAUGGCCGACGGUGAGGAAGUCGCCAGUGAUGUUCUGGCCGAGGCGCCCGCUGCCGCCGCCCCCACCCUUGGGGAGCCCAUGGACAUUUUGACCGGUCUCCAACUCGUGUUGAAGAAGUCACUUGCUCACGAUGGUCUGGCCCGAGGUCUUCACGAGUCAGCCAAGGCUAUUGAGAAGCACGCUGCUCAGCUCUGUGUUUUGGCUGAGGACUGCAACCAGCCCGAUUACACUAAGCUGGUUCAGGCUCUCUGCUCCGAGCACAAUGUCAACCUUAUUUCUGUUCCCAGCGCCAAGAAAUUAGGCGAGUGGGCAGGGCUCUGCAAAAUCGAUUCCGAGGGCAAGGCCAGGAAGGUUGUCGGCUGUUCAUGCGUUGUAGUCAAGGAUUACGGUGAAGAGACCGAAGGUUUGAACGUCAUCCAAGAUUACGUCAAGAGCCACUAGAGGUCCAACUUACAGAGUAAAUAGAUUUCAGUGGUUGACCAAUAUAGGAGUGCAAGGGGAAGGUAUAUUCUACAAUGCCUCCAACUUAGUGAUGUCACAUUUGACUCGAUCAGUUGGUGAAUCUCAUAGAGAACGAACUCCCGUCAGGGGUUCCUGCAACUUGAUUAUGAAGGUUCUGUACAAGAUGCAUUUGAACUCUUCUCCUUCAAAAUUUUGAUCCUUAUACAUUUUCAAGGACAAAAUGGCUUCUUCAUUGUCCCCUGUAUGC